Lachancea thermotolerans CBS 6340 is the source of this 1293-nucleotide messenger RNA. RefSeq names its product tRNA dihydrouridine synthase (gene DUS1). Gene Ontology annotation, biological process: tRNA processing. The record is from RefSeq and is a predicted model, not a curated record. NCBI's taxonomy places the organism in Eukaryota, Fungi, Ascomycota, Saccharomycetes, Saccharomycetales, Saccharomycetaceae. The transcript has a single exon. Bases 1 to 1293 code for a protein of 430 amino acids. Gene Ontology annotation, molecular function: tRNA dihydrouridine synthase activity; flavin adenine dinucleotide binding.
AUGGCUGCUAGUCGUCCACAAACUGAGCCACAACAUACAGCGGCUGCGAAGCUCCAAGGAAGAGCGCUUUUUGAAAGCAUUGGGAGUCCUGAAAAGAUUGUUGCCCCAAUGGUUGAUCAGUCGGAACUUGCAUGGAGGAUUCUAUCAAGAAGAUAUGGUGCAACACUCGCUUACACACCCAUGUUUCAUGCUAAGAUGUUUGCAACUUCCGAAAAAUAUAGGAGAGAUAUGUGGUGUAAGGAUGACGGCUCCCAAGAACUUGAUCGCCCUCUGGUUGUACAGUUCUGUGCUAAUGACUCUGAUUAUUUGUUGGCGGCUGCAAAACUUAUAGAAGAUAAGUGUGAUGCUGUAGAUUUGAAUCUUGGAUGCCCUCAAGGGAUUGCUAAAAAAGGCCACUACGGCUCCUUUCUCAUGGAGGACUGGGACUUGAUUCAUAAGCUUAUUCGCACCCUUCAUGACAACUUAAAAAUUCCAGUAACUGCCAAGAUACGAGUUUUUUCGGAGCGUGCAAAGACUCUGGAGUAUGCUAAGAUGGUUUUAGAUGCCGGUGCGCAAUUUUUGACCGUUCACGGUAGGUUGAGGGAACAGAAAGGACAGAAAACUGGAUUAGCUGACUGGGAUAUCAUUCAAUACUUGAGGCAGGAGUUGCCCAAGGAUACCGUCUUUUUUGCAAAUGGCAACAUCUUGUACCCAGAGGACAUAUCGCGGUGUAUGAACGAAAUCCAUUGUGACGCCGUUAUGAGUGCAGAAGGAAACCUGUACAAUCCCGGAGUUUUCAACACAGAUUUCAUUGGAGAUAAAGAAAUGACAUUUCCUCGAGUCGAUAAGCUUCUUAGAGAAUAUUUUGAAGUUGUUAAGAGUUGCGAAGGAUCCCAUGCCUCAAAAGUUGCAAUGAAGUCUCAUUUUUUUAAGAUUUUAAGGCCCUUUCUUCCUGAACACACUGACAUAAGAUCCAAUCUGGCUACUAUGUCUGCUAAAAGUUCAUUUCAGGAAUGGGAUGAGAAAGUCGUCAAGAAGGUGGAGCAUGUUGUCCAGGAAAUCUUUAAUCAGCCAGACAUUGAAAGCAAAGACGUGAUUAUUACCGGGAAAACCGAAUUGUGGGGUGGGUCUUACAAAACAGUCCCAUACUGGAGGUGCCAGCCAUACUUCAGACCAGUUAAUGGUGUCACAGGAGACAAGAGGGUAGUGGAGAGUUUAAGCGUUAAUAUAGCCAAAAGCGAAGAAGCAAAUCAGGGCAAGAGAAAGGCCGAAGACCAACUCGUAAAUGUACCUAAAAAAGACAUCAAAAUCUGA